AUGCUAACACUAUCACGCGUUACUGCAAUGAUGAAGGGAACAACAACAACAACUUCUCGUGUUGUAGUUACUGCAGUAAACGGCAACAGAGGCAGUAAUGGUUUUCUGCCAGUAUGGAAUAAUACAAAUGAUACCAACAAUAAUCAGAUGGAUCCAUUACGUCUCUUGAACACACUUAGCCCUGUACGUUCUCCAGGGCGAGAGACAGAUCAGUGUGUUGUAGAGAAUUUAUAUCAUUUACUUCUUCCUGCAGAUAUUCAUACAUCAGAGAGUCAUCAUUUUAUUCUCUUUUUCACAUCUUUUACAACUAUAAACGAUUUUUCUCGUCUUAUACACUCAGCCAAACUUCUGGCUAUACCGUUAAUGGGUAGUUCAUGUAUAUCCAUGCAUUUGGACACAACGGCACUAACGACAACUUCACUAUCACUAACUCCUUCUAUUCGUUGUCUUCGCUGCUCAAUCAUACCUUCAAGUGUAAGAAGUGUUUUGCAACAGACUUUGGCAUCUCUUUUACAAUUACAGAGACAUGUUCCUCUUUCACUACAUUUUGGGCGUUAUAUAAUCCCAUGUACUGCACGUCGUUCAUAUUUUCAUAUUCCCACACGUUGUUGUGCAAUGGAAGACUUUAAUACUUCGAAAGUGAAUACGGAAGAAUUUCGAAUUGAUGUUGAUGAGAAUGACACGCUGGUAUUUUGUGGACGAAGUGUGUGUUCCUCACAGUUUGAGCGUGAGCGUUGGACGUCGAAGGAAGUUGUGCUCACUGUUGACAGUAUUAUAAGUAACCAAGAGAUGAGUGAUGAUAUACUCUACGGCGAUGGAUGGAUACUUCAGCCGCAAGAAACCAAACAUCAUGAACGCAGUCCUGAGGAAUGGUUAUAUCAUCUUUCACAGGAAGUGCAGAAUGAUCUUCUCAUUCUCACUACACAGCAGCCACAAUUGGAUUCACCGCACCAAUUGGCUUUACCUUCUUCAACCUUUGUCGGUUUCUUUCUAAAACCCACGCAGUUGUAUAUACGAAGACUUAUCCCUCCUGAGCUGUGGAUAGAACAGGGGGAAUCGCUUGGAUCAAACAACAUGCGUUAUCGUCUUGAUACUGCUUUGACAGUGGAGUUGAAAAAGACGGCCGAUACUUUGCGUGCGAAUGGCACGAAUCUUUCUUGGAAGAAGCCCAUUGGCGUUUGUCGCAUGUUAACACAAUUAAAACUCAACCAUGAGUUUACGCUUCAUCUUGAGAAAUCUCAAAGUCAGACGAAACGCAAUGGUGCCUUUCCUCUUCACAGUCAUCACAGAUAG
Trypanosoma theileri is the source of this 1293-nucleotide messenger RNA. RefSeq lists its product as uncharacterized. The transcript has a single exon. The record is from RefSeq and is a predicted model, not a curated record. Lineage: Eukaryota; Euglenozoa; Kinetoplastea; Trypanosomatida; Trypanosomatidae. The coding region runs from base 1 to 1293 and encodes 430 amino acids.